Messenger RNA from Closterium sp. Naga37s-1, 1353 nucleotides. The record is from the annotation of a GenBank genome assembly. NCBI's taxonomy places the organism in Eukaryota, Viridiplantae, Streptophyta, Zygnematophyceae, Desmidiales, Closteriaceae.
AUGUGUGGUAUACAAGCUGACAGUCACUGCCCUUGUCGCGCUCUUCCCCAUCCUCCUUUCCCCCUUUUCCCCCAUCCCCCCUUUUCACCCAUCCCCCCUUUUCCCCCAUCCCCCCUUUUCCCCCAUCCCCCCUUUUCACCCACCCCCCAUUCGCAGCACCUGUGGCAGCAGCGCGUGUGUGGCAUACAAGCUGACAGCCACUGCCCCACGUGUGGCAGCAGCGCAUGUGUGGCAUACAAGCUGACCGCCACAACACCGAAGGACACGCCGCCCUCGCAGCUCUCCCUCCUCUCCGCCACCAAUAACAGCACCACCACGGGGGGCGGUGCAGCCUCCCCAUGCGCGCAGGGCACGUGUCCGUUCCCCCUACUCCCAGACGCCAUCACAUGGAGAAAACCUGCUGCCGCCACCCCCACUCUCUGGGAAGCCGUAGGGCACUUCAUCCUGCCCCUUUCUGCUUCCACCGCUGCUGCUGCCGCUGCUGCUGCCACCACCGCUGCUGCUGCUGGCACGGCCUCUCUCUCGGCCGCCUUCCCUGCUGCUGCUAUGACUGCUGCAACUGCUGCUUUUGGUGCUGCGUCUGGUGCUGCUGGUGGUGCCUUGGCGUGUGAUGCUGGUGCUGAAGCCUGCAGUGCACCGCUUGCAGACGGGUCGUUGCUUCAGGCGCCCCAAAGUCCUUCCUCCUCUCCUCCUCCCAUCUCCGCUCCCCCAUCCACCUCCCCUCCCCUGCCUCCCUCCUCCCCACCUCCCUCCACCCCUCCUACUUCCACCCCUCCUCCCUCCACCCCUCCUCCGUCCUCCCCUCCUCUCGAUCCGAGCCCAGCAUCACUGGCAGCAGCACUGGCGUCCCUUCGCACUGGGGGGGAGAACGGAGGUUGUGUGGGGGGAGGGGCGAGUGGGGGUGGGGGAACUGGGUCAGGCGGGAGUGCCGCGCAAUCCUGGCCGUUGAUCGCGAUGGAGUAUGACGAGAUGCCGAGCAGUCCAGGUGGCGCGCAGGGAUUGGCUGUUGGGGAGUUUGCCAAGAGCACGAUCGCUGCAUUCGACCGAGCAUCAGCCCCGCUGCCAGCACUGACAUCCCCCCAAUUCACCAUCAACCUCACAGACCCCAUGCCGGGUGGCGGCCACAUCCGGGUCGAUAGCCUUACGGCCAGCUUUGUCCGCAUCUCCUAUACAAUCAUCCUCGUUGCACCGGAUAACAGCCCCCAGUCUGCUGCUCUGCUGCUCUCUGCUUCUGGAGGAGGCAGGAAACUGAACAGCGUGAUCAUGAGCAGCAACAGCGCCAAUGGGAAUGGCAAUGGUGACCUCGAUAGGUGCACUAAGCACAAGUACGGCAACAUUGCUCUGGAUGAGUAG